Messenger RNA from Akanthomyces muscarius, 3792 nucleotides. RefSeq lists its product as uncharacterized. The record is from RefSeq and is a predicted model, not a curated record. NCBI's taxonomy places the organism in Eukaryota, Fungi, Ascomycota, Sordariomycetes, Hypocreales, Cordycipitaceae. The transcript has a single exon. Bases 1 to 3792 code for a protein of 1263 amino acids.
AUGGAAGAAGCAGAAGCAGGCGCAGGCCCUUCCCUGGAGCCGGCAGGAGGUGUUGAUCUCAGAGGUGCUGAUCUCAGUCAACCAGCGCCGUCUGAAGUAUCAGAAAGAACCGAAGAUGACAACUAUUCGAUGACUGAAAGUGCUUGCCUCGCGGGGUAUUUCAACCUCCGCAGAUACGGGCAAAUAAUCAACGGAAGAUGGUACGUCUGCCAACCAAUCAACAUUAAGCCGGCAAGAUGUACAAGCCAAGAGAUCGACAACGCGAUCUUCUACAUUAUGAGAAGAUACAAUCCAGAGGACUCUGUUGAAGAACCUGAGGAUAUCUAUGACUUCCUGCACGAGCAGUUUAGUCACUGGACGAAGGAAAUGUACGAAAAAGCAAGCGCGGAUAUGCGCCACGACCUACGAACAAUCGUGAGACGAAGAGGGAUCUAUGUUAAGAUUGCCCGAGGAAAGAAUAUGGCAGAAGCCCUAUGGGAAGCAUUUAAGGACGAAGAAAUGCCUCCCUGGGACCCAACCGACAAACGGGACACCCAGAAUGUGAAGCAAAAGACAGACAAACCGAAGGUUCGGAACCUACCUGUGGGGGAAGACAUCGUGGAAGAGAUCCCUUCGGAAGAACAAAGUCUUCAGCCAGGAACAGGAAAAGAAAGAGCCGACAUCCCAGCAUUGAAUAAAGGAAUGACGACACCAUUAUCCGAUCUCAACGACCAGAAUACUUUUCCACAGAGUGCCCGAAAGCCGAAGACGCCUGGAUGGCCCUCCCCUAUUAAUGAUCCCAAUUUUGGAAGUCAUUACAGAGGCCAGCCACGAGGACUCCCCUACGGUGCACAUCUCAGGAAGCAUGAUGCCACAAAACCCGAAAUUCCUGCUGACGCAGAACUGGGGAAGCGGAGUCAGAAUAACGGAAGCAGAGAUGACGACGACGAAAGAUACUAUGGUCAUGAUCCCGGAAGGGAAGACUACAGGCGAGGAACCGAUCAAAGAGGGCAACGACAAUAUCAACCGAUAAUUGAUAUCCCGAGAAAGGUGGCGGAUCUCACAAAGAUGUACACAGACGUUGAGAAGUACGGAGGGAUGCCGGAAGAGUUCUUAAUGAACAGUCUUCAUCUUUUUGAAGAUAAAUGCAACCGCCUUGAGAUACCACAGACAGCAUUCAUGAAGGCACUGCCAGCGAUGCUAAAGGGUCAAGCAUCGUUAUUUUAUGCCAGGAGUCUCGCCAACAGAGGGCUGGACUUUACCCAACUGGUUGGGAAACUCCAUCGUCAAUUCGAAUCGCAGCCUCUGCAGCAGGAACGACAGAUGGAAUGGCGAUCUUUAUCCCUGAAGAAGAUCAUUACGCAAAACCCAUCAAAGCCAAUGAUGGAAAACCUACAAUGGCUUAUCAAUCGGAUCCAAGAGCUGCACUCAGGUCUAGACAUGGACCAAGAAAGAGGUGAAGAGGAAAUGGCGGAAACACUCCUGGUCGCUGUUCGAGGCAUCCCAGCUUGUGGCCGGGCCCUCCUCCGCCCAGCUGGAAGUUUUGGCAGCCUGUCAGCAGAGUUGUUGCAAGCUGUUGCUGUUUGGCAAGACGAACAGAACCAACGUGACGAUACAUUCUUCGUGGAUCGUCAAUUCCGAGGAGAUGUCAAAGGAAACGGAAGCUGGCAAGGCAACGGAGGUUGGAAGGGAAGAAAUUCCAAUUCCAGAGGAGGUUAUCGCGGGACCUCUGAUGGCAAUCAACGAGGUAACCACCAACAAGGACGACCAAAGAAAUGCUAUGUAUGUGGCAAGAUAGGCUGUUUCUCAACCCGCCACAGCGAGAAGGAACAAGCUGAUGCAAAAGCUGCCUGGUUCAAAAACAAGCAUCACAAACGACCUCCAACCGAGAAAGUCUUCCAGGCAUUCCUGAUGGAACUGGAAGGCACGGACAAUGACAUGGACAUGAUGGUCCAACAAUUCUAUAACCAGAAUAUUGAAGACUCUGACGACGAGUAUCACGAAGAAGAAGCGGCGGAAGAAGAAGAAAGCCUCCGGAGAUCGACCAGGAGAACACGGGGUCGCCCGCGAAAGCGCCUGAUGGACGAGAUAUUCCUUCAGGAGCUAUGGAUGAUGAAUGCAGCGACCGGCGAGUCGUUGAUGCCGGAAGUGUUCUUCAUGGAAGCAUGGAUCGUCGACCAGGACACUGGCGAGAGCUUUAUCUCUGCGAAAGAAAAGAACGACUUCCAACUGGCAGUUGACCUGCGGCAGCAGGGAAUAAUCACAACUCCAGGAGACCCAUUUGAGGCGUCUGACCGAAAGGAAAUUGAUGAUCUGCUCGCGCGAGAAGUCUUCGAGUUCAUUCAAUAUGACGAAGAAAAACACCGAGGCAUCCGGAUCUUUGAUCCCAGGAUGGUCAGAGAGAUCAAAGGGAAGGAUACAGCUGUCCCAUAUGAGAAAUCACGACUGGUUAUCCGCGGCUUCAAUGACGCAGGAAAGGAGACAAUCCUGACAGCUAACCCAACAAUCCAACGAUCAAGCCAACGCCUUCUUAUAGCUCUGGCACCUGUUCUCGCUGAGAGAGGUAUCUUCAUCUGGAUCAGAGAUAUCAAACAAGCGUACACGCAGUCAACCACAGCGCUCAACAGAACGAUUCUGGCGAAGGUUCCGAAGCAUUUGAAAUCCGCCUACCCUCCAGGAACGAUCAUGAGAGUGAUUAAACCACUGUAUGGAAUACCAGAAGCUGGAACGCAUUGGUGGGUGACAUACAGCAAACACCAUCGCGAGAAACUGGGAAUGACGAACUCAACGUUUGAUCCAUGCCUUAUGAUAUCGGAAGAUGAUAAAUUUGGCAUCGUGGGGAUGCAAACAGACGAUACAAUCGGACUCAGUGACGAAAGAUUCUUCAUCCACGAACAGGAAGAAUUGGAAAAGGCGGGUUUUGCAGCAAAACCAAAGGAGCGACUGACGAUGGAAACUCCAAUAACCUUCAAUGGGUGCCGCCUGGAAUUGGAAGAAGGAGGUGUGAUCCAUCUGAUGCAAAAGUCACAAGCGAAGAAGAUGAAGAUCCCGACUUCAAAACAAGAAUAUAUCGAGGAACGAGCGAGAGGCGCGUACAUCGCCAGCAUCUGCCAACCGGAAGCAGCCUUCGACCUGUCAGUCGCUGCCCAACAGCAAGAACCGACGGAGGAUGACUUCAGAAAGUUGAGCAACCGGUUACAAUGGCAGAUUGAUAACCAGAGACGAGGCCUCCAUUAUGUGCCAUUUGACUUCGCUAAGGCGAAGCUCUUCGUCUUUGUUGACGGUUCCUUCGCAAACAAUAAAGAUUUAAGCUCCCAGCUGGGAUAUAUAAUCGUUUUCGGAACCGAAGAAGCAACAGACGAUCAGAACAAGGUCACGAUAAAGGGAAACAUCAUCACAUGGGCCUCAAUUAAAUCGAAGAGAGUCACGAGAAGCGCCCUUGCUUCUGAACUGUACAGCAUGGUGCAGGGAGCAGACAUUGGAUACGCAAUCAACUCGACGAUGGCAAUGAUCACGAAACAGCUCCGGACCCGAGAGAUACCGAUGAUCCUGUGUACCGACUCCUUCUCCCUCUAUGAGUGCCUCGUCAAAUUGGGCACAACAAAAGAGAAGAGAUUGAUGAUCGACAUAAUGGCUCUUCGACAGUCAUACGAGAGACGCGAAGCACAAGAGAUCCGAUGGAUCAACGGCGACGACAACCCGGCCGAUGCGAUGACGAAGACGACCCCGAACAAGGCGCUGAAAGGCCUCAUCGAUACGAAUAAAAUGACAAUUCGGAUGAAGGGCUGGGUGGAAAGGAAGAAAGAGGCAUGA